This is a messenger RNA of Lodderomyces pseudojiufengensis, 3573 nucleotides long. RefSeq names its product Rfx2p (gene RFX2). The record is from RefSeq and is a predicted model, not a curated record. Lineage: Eukaryota; Fungi; Ascomycota; Pichiomycetes; Serinales; Debaryomycetaceae. Gene Ontology annotation, biological process: regulation of DNA-templated transcription. Bases 1 to 3573 code for a protein of 1190 amino acids. Gene Ontology annotation, molecular function: DNA binding. The transcript has a single exon.
AUGUCGAAUCCUCCUCAUAGAAGUCAUAAACGGCAAAAAUCAUCAGUACUGAAUCAAAGUUUUUAUUUUAAUCAACCUACAAAUCAAUCUGAAUCUGCACAAUAUACAUCAUCAACUUCAUACAGACAAGAUCCACCACAACAACAGCAGCAACAACAACAUGAUCAACCACUUGAAGAACUGUCAGAAUCUCAACAAACGUCAUUAUUACCAUCAGUAGAUCAAUUACCACAACUGCAUACAGUAAAUGAAGAUUUUUAUUCGAAUUUUUCCACUAGAAUUCAUCCAAGAUCAAAUCCAACACCCCAACAUGAAAUCAAAUUGCAUUCUUCAUCAUUGAAAAGAGGUGCUAAUGUAGCAUUUGAAUCAUCUCAAAAUUUAUCAAAUACUACUCCAACUCCAACAAAUUCAACUUAUUAUCCACAAGGUUCUAAUUAUCAAGAUCCUAAUCAAUUUUUGCAACAUCAACAAUAUCAACCUUUUCCUCAAAUUGCUCAACCAUCUUAUUAUCAGCAUCCACCUCCAUCAUUUGCUCCACCUACAUCUAGUUUUUCAGGAUCAGUUUCAAGUAAUAUCAAUACUCCACCAAUAAUUGGACCUUCAAAUUUCAAUUCUUCAAUACCACAAUCGCAUUCUAAUUUUCAAGCAUCAGACAACUCAACAAGUUAUCCAUUUCAAACUAAUUAUAAUAGUGCAUACUUUCCCAACGUUGGUAAUAAAGUUCAAAGUGUUUAUUCUACUCCAGCAUAUUUAAGAUCAAAUACACCACAACAAUAUUCAAAUUUAGCAUCUUCAACUAUUGCAUCUAAUCCAACAGCAUCUGCAUCUGCAUCUGCAUCUGCAUCAAGACAACCAAUAAAUCAUAGUAAAAAUAAUUUAUCAAUUUCAUCUCAUUUAACUUUAUUUACAUUAGGUAGUCAGUCAGACAAUCAUUCAUCAGACCUUCCAAAAAAUAGAGAUUUAUCACAACAACCUGCUCAAUCAGCAUCAAAUCUAAUUCCAUCAGAUCAACCAACUCAAGCUAUUCAUCCAAUUCAACCAGUUCAACCAAUAUCACAACCAUUACAACAACAAUCAAAUUCAGUCUUAGAGUCAUUACUUUCUGAACUUAUACACGUUGAUGGAUCAAAUAUAAAUAUUUAUUUACUUUCUGCAAUCUACAAAAUCAAUAUGCCAUUUCCUUUAGAUGAUUUUUAUAAUUUAUUAUAUAAUGAUGAUGCAAAUAAAUCAUUUGUUAGUAAUUUCAAUUUUUCACAAAAAAUGGAUAAAACUCCAAUAACAUCACAAAUUUCUUCAACUUAUGUUCAUAUUGUAACUGAAAUAUUAAAUACUUUUAAAGAUCCAAAUUUAUUAUUAGAAUAUUUUCCAGAUCAUGAAGAUAAAGAAAAUAAAUUUGGUACAAUUAAUUAUCAUGAAUUAUUAAGAACAUUUUUAGCUAUUAAAAUCUUACAUGAUAUGAUGAUUCAAUUACCAUUAACAAGUGAUGAAGAUCCUCAAGAUUAUACAAUUCCAAGAUUAUCAUUAUAUAAAACUUAUUUUAUUAUUUGUCAAAAAUUAAUUGCAUCAUAUCCAAGUUCAAGUAAUACAACAAAUGAACAACAAAAAUUAAUUUUAGGUCAAUCAAAAUUAGGUAAAUUAAUUAAAUUAGUAUAUCCAAAUUUAUUAAUUAAAAGAUUAGGUAGUAGAGGUGAAUCUAAAUAUAAUUAUCUUGGAGUUAUGUGGAAUGAACAUAUUAUUGAUGAUACUUUUAAAAAAUUAUGUGAAGAUUAUGAUAUACCAGAAUUAAUGGAUUUAUUUAGUAGUGAAAAUUCAACAAAUCCUUUUAUGAUUCAACAAAGAAAUUUAUCAAUUGAAUCAUCUUCAUCAAAUAUUACAACAAAUACUCCAAAAAAAUCUCAUCAUCGUAGAAAUUCAUCAAAACUGAAAAUUAAACUUUCAAAUAUUUUAGAACCAUCUACUACAGAACUGGGACAAAUUGGAUCAUCUUCAUCUAAUAAGCAAAAAACAAAAUCAAUUUCAACACCAAGAUUAUCAUUCAUAAAAUCAAAUUCAUUAUAUCCUAAUACUACAAAUUUUACAAUACUUCGAAAUUUUCAACAAGAAGAAAACUGGUUUUCCUUAUUGUUGAAAAAGCUUUAUGAAAGUAAACCUCAAUUAGAUAAAGAAUUAAUUAAACUGUUUUUACUAACAAAUUCUAAUUUAUUGGUUAAAACUGAUUUAUUAAAUAAUCUCAUUAAUUCAUUUAUUAAACCAUUACUGGUCAAUCAAUAUGAUGAAAUUAAAAACAUUGAUUUAAAUUUAUAUUUAAUCUUAAUUUUAGAAUUAGUACCUCAUUUAUUAUUAAUCAAACCAUCAACUGAUUUAGAAUUUUUAAAAAAUUUAAGAAUUAAUUUAUUAUAUUUAAUUAAUAAUUUUAAUUCAGAAAUUAAAACUAUAGAUUCAAAUUUAUUUCCAAUUAAUAAUUCAACUAUUUUUUUAAUCAUAUUAAAGAAGUUAAUGAAUUUAAAUGAUUUAUUAAUAACUUUUAUAAAAUUAUUAAAUUUAAAAUCUACAAAUAUAUUAAUGUCAAAAGAUAUUGAAAAUUUUCUGAAAACUAAUUCAUUACCAAUAACUAAUCCAUCAACAAUUAAAUUAGAUUCAACUAUACCUCAAACAGAUGAUGAUUCAACAAAUCAAUUAUUUUUUAAUAUAACUCCAUUAAAUGAUUUAGAAUUCAAUUUUCAAAAAGAUAUAUUAACAAAUGAUUUAAUUUAUACAUUAGUUGGUUUUAAUUAUGAUCCAUUAUUAAAUAAUGAAAUAAAAUCUUCAAUUUCAAUAAAUUUUAUAACUGAAGAAAUAAAUAUAAUUGAUGAAUUUUUUAAAAAUGAUUUAUUAAAAUUUUUAAAUUCAAAUUCAAAUCAUUUAAACUCUGGUAGUGAAAUGAUUAAUCAAAAAAAUAAAUAUUAUAAUUAUAAUUUAAAUCCAACUAAUACUUCAUCUCCAACAAUUUUAAAUAAUCCAAGUUUAGAUAUUCAUUUAGAUCAUUUACAUUCUUCUUCAUCAAGUGAAACCUUAUUAAAUCCAACUAAUGUUACUUCAACUUCUUCAUCAGGUUUAUUUAAUAGAUCAAAACCUAUAAAUACACAACCUUCAGCACCAGCUCAACCACAACAACAACAACCACCACACCCACAACCAACAACAACAACUUCUUCAUCAGUCUUAUCACCAUCAGAAAGUUCAAGAUUAAUUUCAUUAUUUCAAUUAAUUGAUGAAAAAUUAUUAUCAAAUCAUUUUAAAUCAAAAUAUCCAAUAUUAAUAUUUAAUAAUUAUUUAUCUUAUAUUUUAAAUGAUAUUUUAAAAUAUAUUUUUUUAAAUCAACAACAACUGCAAAAUAUUGAAUUAUCAAGAAGAACUGUUGAUGAAGAAGAAGAAGCACCGUCAACAGAUAAAGAAAAAUCAUCUUCAUCAGCAAAUAAACUUAGUGGUGGUGAUUCAAAUAAUAGUUUCGGAGCAUGGUGGGUUUUUAAUUCUUUAGUUCAAGAAUAUUUAAAUUUAAUUGGAGAAAUUGUUGGAUUAAAUGAAAGUCUUUAA